Messenger RNA from Boleophthalmus pectinirostris (great blue-spotted mudskipper), 2281 nucleotides. RefSeq names its product vitronectin a (gene vtna). The transcript is spliced from 9 exons. The coding region runs from base 146 to 1744 and encodes 532 amino acids. NCBI's taxonomy places the organism in Eukaryota, Metazoa, Chordata, Actinopteri, Gobiiformes, Gobiidae. Gene Ontology annotation, biological process: cell adhesion mediated by integrin; immune response; cell-matrix adhesion. The record is from RefSeq and is a predicted model, not a curated record. Gene Ontology annotation, molecular function: polysaccharide binding; extracellular matrix binding; scavenger receptor activity.
UGAUGAUGCACAUCAGCAAUGGAAUCCACCGGCCGGUGAUGGAGGGAUGGACAAGAAAAGCAGACCCGUACCCCUCCCCUGACCUGUGCAUCAUCAGCAACUCAAGCACGGAGCAUGCGCACUGCACACACCAAACAGACUCAACAUGAGGCUGAGGGCCCUGCUACUGCUGCUGCCUCUGCUGGCUUUUACAUCAGCUUCUGAGGAGUCAUGUAUGGAUCGUUGUGAAAAUGGCUUUGAUUCUACAAAGAAAUGCCAGUGUGACUCCAUGUGCAAGUACUACAAAAGCUGCUGCUUUGACUAUGAAUCUAUUUGUGGAAUGAUGACACGAGGAGACACAUUUGUUUUUGCAGAAGAUGAUGAGCUGUUUGACAGUACCACUCCUGCCCAACGCCUAUCAGCUCGUGACCAUGGCUCUACUACCACCAGUCCCCAAGAAAGACCUACACAGCCCACUAUUGUGGACUUCAACUCCAGACACACACAUGAGAGCACAAUAGAGAUGAAUAAACCACAAAAAGAGUCCAUAGACACAGAGACUACUGUGAAUGGCACAAAUGCAGAGUCCACCACUGCCUCACCCACCACUAAACCCCCCACCACUGCACCCCCAGACCCAGAUGCAGAGGUGUGCAGUGAGCGACCAUUUGACUCUUUCAUGCAAGUCAAGAAUGGUUCCAUUUAUGCAUUCAGAGGGGAGUAUUUUUUUGUACUGGACCAGAAGUCAGUGCUUCCUGGUUAUCCAAAACUCAUAAAGGAUGUAUGGGGCAUCAGCGGGCCAAUUGAUGCUGCCUUUACAAGAAUGAACUGCCAGGGAAAAACCUACAUUUUCAAGGGUAAUAAGUAUUGGAGGUUUGACAAUGGGGUUCUGGAUGAGGACUACCCCAGGGACAUCAGUGUAGGAUUUGACAAGAUUCCUGACUAUGUCGAUGCCGCAUUUGCACUACCUGCUCCAGGGCACAACGGAAAAGAGAAAGUCUUCUUUUUUAAAGGAGACCAGUAUUACGUCUAUGAAUUUGUGCAUCAGCCGUCCCAUCAAGAGUGUAUCGGCAUGUCUGAGAGAUCACCAGCUACAAUGUUUAGACGUUACACAGAUGUCUACUACGGAAACUAUGAGCAGUUCUUCAGUGAGCUCUUUUCUGAUUUACCCCAGCACCAUGACCACCAUCACUUCAUUGACAAAGACUGGAAAGGCCUCAAGUCCCCGGUGGAUGCAGCAAUGGCAGGCAGAAUUUAUGUUUCGCCCUUGAGGUUUUUUCCGGGCAGAAAUGAUGACCGCCAACAGUGGAACCAAUAUAGUCAGCAGUGGGGUCGUCGCAGGCAAAACCGCUCACCUUACUGGGACACCAUGGCUGAAAGAGGCAUGAACAUGGGCCAAGACUUCGCACAAAGGGGCAUGGAGCUGGGGAUGAGGUUAGCAGAGAGAAGGAUGGAGAUGGAGGAGAGGCUUGGGAGAGACUGGACCAGAGGAUGGGACCAAGAUUGGGACCAGGACCGGCGCUGGGACAGAUACAAUUCGAACAACAGAGGAAACUAUGACUCCAGAAACAGCAGGGGAAACAGCAGGCUCUGGGAUCCUCUCCAGAGGACCCAGCCAAUUCAGACAGUCUACUUCUUUAAAGGAGAGAAAUACUACAGGGUGGACCUCAGGAGUAAGAGAGUUGAUCCAGCCAUGCCUCCAUACCCCAGAUCUAUUGCCAAGUACUGGCUCGGCUGUUCAGACACCACUGGGGCAGAGAAGUAAUUGUGAAUAAAGUACUGUAGUGUAAAAUUAAAUUGUAUUUAAAGAGUUUCUACAUGCUUUUGCAAUAUUGGAGAUCAGUAAAUGGUGAAAUACUGCUACUCUAGUUGUUGAGUGUAAGUUCACUACCUUGAUUUGCCUAUUGUGUAUUUUUUAAUUAAUUACAUAUAUUUAUCAAUAACAUAACUCUUACUCUUUAACACAUCAUGACAUGUUUUGAUGUGUACACUAGUAUACUCUAGCCUAGAUUAGUCAAACUAAAGUUCAUUGCAGUCAUGUUUUUCCCAUUAUGUGAUAGCACAGGUCAAAGUGCAAUGACACCAAGUAAGCCAUUAGGAAAUCUUUAGCAAAGGAGAAAUUCACUUCUGUCAACUGGACAAAAAAAAACUUUUGUCCAGUUGACAGAAUUUAAUUUUUGCUUUGCUGUGGCUCCUACCUGGGCAGCUGAGGGAUUACAUGAACAUAAAUAAAUCUGUUUUUGCAUAUGUACAUGAAACAAGUUAUACAUGUGAUAGUAAAUAAAAUGCAAUUUUAUAAAAA